Messenger RNA from Ceratina calcarata, 4552 nucleotides. Its product is annotated as thyrotropin-releasing hormone receptor. The record is from RefSeq and is a predicted model, not a curated record. The transcript has 6 exons. Bases 1532 to 2947 code for a protein of 471 amino acids. Gene Ontology annotation, molecular function: G protein-coupled receptor activity. Lineage: Eukaryota; Metazoa; Arthropoda; Insecta; Hymenoptera; Apidae. Gene Ontology annotation, cellular component: plasma membrane. Gene Ontology annotation, biological process: G protein-coupled receptor signaling pathway.
GUAAAACUAGUUAUAAAUUGUAAUAAAUAAUUCGAUAAAUCUGUUAAAUAUCAGAAAAAUUCUCAAGAUUUUGGCGAAGAAAUCCUCAUCAAAUAUUGUUACAAAACUGAGAUUGUGUUUUAUGAAGAAAAAGGAUAAGAUAAAAUGUAAUAGAUAAUAAUCCGCACAAUUCUAACAUAUAAGAUGACGAAUCAUUGAAACAAAAUGACGAAAUUAACAAAUAAGAACAGAUUUGACGAGUGAAAAUCAAUGUUAGAGGAAUUUUGUUGUUUAUUCAGCGUUAAAUUAAGAGAUACAAUAUAUCACAAAGGGACGAACUAAAUAGUGCAUAGCCUGAUUCUAGUUUAUCUAGAAAUGUGAAAUAAAUUAACAGAGAGAAGAAACUAAAUUGAAAAGUUGAUAUUCCGUGGACAACUGUCGCAUCCUGUCGAAACGAGUCGUUGAACUUUGGAUAACACGUUUCAACCCUGCUUCGCGUGUAUAUAUUUGUAUACAACGACUACGUUAAUGUCAAGGCCAGCGUUGGACUCCGAAAAAAUGAAAGGAUUUGUUGCAGCGAUUUCAGUGAACUGAGCAAUGCGCUGGAUUCACCUGAACACAUAUAAAUAGGCAUCUCGUUAUCGCGAUUCAUGUAAAUUGAGAGAACCGUUUCAAGAAAGCCGAAUCAUACAUCAGAAAUGCACGUCUUACUAGCCAGAGCAAAAGGAUUAUCGUGAAAUUGCCGAGAACAGGGAAAGAAUUAAUGAGAUCUGCUUCCUCGAGAAAGGAAAGCGAAACGAGAGACGAAUACUGUUGUGAAUACGCAUUUGAAAUUGAAAUUGGAUGCGAUUUGAAUUACUAAAGAUUAUUUAAUCAUAAUCGGGCAGUUAAUGCGUAAAAUUCUAUUACUCCCAGCGAAGAGGAGGGAGAUGUUCUUUAUCAGCGAAAAAAUAACAAAUCUGCCGGUAGUAAAACUACGAGCGUGAGUCGUGGAAAAGACCCACCUGCUUCACCGGAAGAGCGGAUAAGAAGCUUGGAUAGUUUGUACGAGUUGAAAGAAAAUAGAGAAGUGAAAGACCGAGGGGAGAAAGUUUACGACAAUUAAAGUGGAGGAUGAAGAUAGCAACGAUUAAAGAGAAAAGAGUGAUCGUAUUAUGACUAAAGAAUAAAGCUAAACAAAACACAUCUGUGGCGUUUAAACAAAACAGGUAAAUCAGUCUCUGAUAGCAAAUUUAGAAAAGAGAAACAAAGGACAAAUGUUAAGGCGAUAGUCGUGCUACAGAGAGGUAUCCAAAAAUUCGCUGUGUGUAGAUACACAAAUGCCACCUGAAUUUCUUAUUAAUAAUGAGAGCAGAAAGUUUUAAAUAUAAGCUUAAACCAGCUUCUAACUUUUCUCCUCUUUUAAGCGCUUGUUGUUUUCCUCUGUUUCAUACAAAUUCUACGCAAUUUUCGCGAUGCUCUUACUUACAAACGAUGACGCUGACUACUCCCAUUUGUUUAAUGCAAGUUGGAAAGUAAAUCACACUGCAAGAAGAGCAAAGAGAAGCAAGUCAUGUUCUCCGUAACGUCGACGUUAAAUUUGCACACGAGGUGCGUGAUGGAUCAAUCGAGCUUAGACGCCUCGCCGCGUUCCAAGCGUUCCGUAUCUCCAACCAUGUGGGCCAAUUUAACGCACUACGGCUAUUGGAACAGAAGUUUCGAACCCAGCUUGGAAUUUGAGGAGAAACCGACGGAAGCCUGUCACUCCCUGUACUUCCUGCUGGACUUCUUCCACCAGUACUACAUCCCGUCAAUCAUUUUAUUGGGACUGGUCGGCAAUCUAUUGUCCUGUAUCGUGUUUUUGAACACGCAUUUGAGAGUGAGGAGUUCCAGUUACUAUCUGGCAGCCUUGGCCACGGCUGAUUUCGGUUUCCUGGUUUCACUGCUGUUCGUCUGGCUUAACAACGCAUUAGGCUGGAGGGUGUUCAAUAAAGAUGGCUGGUGCGAGACGUUGGUCUACGUGAGCGCGGUCUGCAGCUCGCUGAGCGUUUGGUUGAUCGUCGCGUUCACCGUGGAAAGGUUCAUAGCUGUUCAGUAUCCCCUCCACAGGCCCCAUAUAUGCACCAUAGCCAGGGCGAAAACUAUAAUAUUGGUACUGGUGGUACUGGCGCUGACGAGCCAUUCGUAUUCGUUCGUCACGGCCGGAAUCGUGAACAAGGAUGGCUACGAAUACUGCGACAUGAAGGUCGAGUAUUUGGAGACGAUGAAGAUCAUCAGCAUCAUCGACAGUAUUGCAAGCUUAAUCGCGCCGUUGGUGAUGAUCAUCGUGAUGAACACCAUGAUUAUGAGGAAUCUGUUCAUAUUUAGCAGGCGGUUCAGGCAGACCUCGGUGACCUUCACCGACUGCCCGAGCGUCGAACGAUCGGACAUCAAUCUGAACCAGAUCCCGAGUGGCAGUAGCAACAACAAUGGUGACGGGGGCAUAAAAAUGGGAUCGGCAGUUGGUGGCCGGCGGCCACCCUCGCAACAAUCGUUCCACUCGUCGAAGAAUGUCCAUUCUCAUCACUCCCGGCAACAGACGACCUCCGCUCCCCUGUCUACCCCACGGACCGCCAGUCAAUUACCCGAAACAGCGAAUCGCUGUAUACAUAUUAGAUCGUCCUCAAGAAAUAUCGCAUCUACGAGGAAUCAACAGAGUAUCACAAAAAUGUUGCUGCUGAUCAGUACAGUCUUCAUUAUUCUUAAUUUACCCAGCUACGUGAUUCGACUGUGCGUGUUCUUCUUCACCCUGGCACGUAAGAGUAUGAUACCCGAUCUGCUCUGGUGCUUGCAGCAAUUCUUCAUGCUGCUAUAUUACACCAACUUCAGCAUUAACUUCCUGCUGUACGCGAUGUGUGGCAUCACGUUCAGGAAUUGUCUCCAACAAUUGCUGCGCAAAGUGCUGAAGAGCAUGACCAGGUAUCACUGCAAUCCUCAAAGGUACAUAUAGGUAAUACUGCGUCCGUUUCGAUCGGCUCGAAACAGGACCGCUGCACGUAGUCCUGUAAGUCUGUGAGCUAAAUUCGAUUCAACGAUUACCAUAGUGAAAAUAAAAAGAAACUACUAUUAUGUAGCGUCAAUGAUUUCGCUCACGUGACGAUACAUCGUGGAAACUCUGUAGUGAUCCGCGCAGUUGUUCCAACAAUGCGAUAAAUUCUAUGCAUGCAUAGAUAUGUGUAUGUGCAUUAUGAGAAUGAAGUAUGUGUUUGAUGAACAAGUGUCAUCUUGAAAAAUGAUUACAGCGACUACAUUUUCGUCAACACUGUUUCCUUUCUGUAUUAAUGGUAAAAGAUUAUACCUCACGUAUAUUUCAAGAAAUGAUUCUAGAUAAUUAAACUGUACAAAUUAACUGUUUAUUCAUUCAUUUAUAGUUUUUAAACAACUUUUCUUUUUCUGUGAUUUUCCUUGUAUUUAUAUUAUCGUUGCACUUAUGUGUAUAUAAUUUCGAAUUACUUAAAACACUAUAUUGAAAAAUUAUACUGUUCAUAAACGCUACUAUGGCAUUACUGUAUAAAUUUUAACAUUAUUAUUGAAUAAUCUAUUAUUUCCUCAACAAUAAUGAACUUUUAAAAGGAUGAUUAUCAUACUACUUUGAUAAAAUUAUAAUAUCGCAUGAAAUAUUGAUGAGGCAGUGUCAACAAAAGUAUAAUCGGUGAUCUGAAACUGUUACAUAAAACGUUUUACGUUAGUUAUUCUGAUUUAUGAAAGUUUCCGAAAGCGAUUUAAUCGCGUUAAUAUUUAAAUUAGUAUUCUUGCGGGAAGCAGAAACAAGUGAAAAUGAAUUAUGAAUUAAACAGUUUACUUUCAGGGAAGUUUGGAAGGGUUCAAAUAAUUAUUUAAGUGAAUAUGUAUUCUUAAAUACAAAAAUCCAGUGCUGUUGUUGCUGAAAAUUUUGUUAUUGCAAUUGAAGAACACGGUUAAGUAAACAGGAAAACAAAUAUAGCUUGGCAUUAUACAUCAAAUGUGAUAAAAUUGAGUUUUUACAUCAAACAAUAUAGUUGUUUUUUAUUAUCGUACAAUGUACAUAUUUCAAAUGUAAAUAUUUAUUUAAAAGAGAAAUGUAAAAUUCACAAAAGCUUUUGAAAUGGUAAUUGAUGAUACAAUCGAGUAAACAUUAAAAAUUUCUAAUACUUUCACGUAUGGUUAAUUAUGGAUGGUUUGAAAUAUUGAUAGACCCAAAAGUGAGAUUAAAUGAUUUUCGUUUAGUUCGGUAUCGUGAUUGCACGCGUCACAUUUUGUAGCAUAGAAACUACAUAUGUACGCAUUGAUGUAAAUAUUUGUCACUUACAAAUUUAUAUUAUAAACAAAUCUAACCGACAAGCAAGAAUUAUAUAUUAAUUAUAAGAAUUCUUUAACAUAAAGAGCUUAGCUGGAUAAGGGCGUAAAAUGUGUCGAAUGAAACAUCGCUUACGCCAUUCGAUAAUUUAUAAAAAAAGAAACGUUCAUUCCAAUUUUUAGCUCUAUAUCACAACCCGGGGGGUAAUAAUUGGAAAAAUUCGAAAAAUCAAAUUUUGAGGUUUUUCCUUAUUUAACGCCUUGCAAAAAAUCUGAAAAA